AUGACACUUCAACCUCCCAAGUUUACCGUCUUGGAAUCGGUGACAGAAGACGAGUGUCAAACUCUUAACCCAACCCGCAAAACACUUCAUCAGAAUAUCAUAGGGAAACUGAGACCUUUGCCCUUCCAGUACCGCUGGGCUGUAUGGCACGAGAAACACUCCGAGUCUGCCAAUUAUGGCAAUAGAUUAUACCCUCUUCAUGACGACGUUGCUGACAUCGCGACCUUUUACCGGAUAUACAACAAUUAUCCUUGGGACAAGAUCAAAGUUCGCGACACGGUGCACAUCUUCCGAAGGGAAACGAAGCCCAUAUGGGAAGACCCACAGAAUUUGAAAGGGGGAUGCUGGACAUUUCGAGUUCCCAAGUCUAAGAGCCAGGCGUUUUUCCAUGAAGUGGCCAUCCUCUGUAUGGCCAAUGAAUUCCAGGCUGCUGUACAAUCUGAGCAUGAUCAUGUGCUCGGUGUCUCAACAUCGGCUAGAUUCAAUUCCAACUUAAUUUCUAUCUGGAAUAAACAGGGAUCCAAUCCAAAAGCCAUCAAGGCGCUGGAAGACAUUAUACUGCAACGCCUCUCGCCCGAGCUACGACCAACUGCUGAAAAGUCUUACUUCUACAAACGCCACGAUGAACAUGACGGGUACCAAAGUGCAGUUGAAGCAUCAUUAAGCUCUUCCUCCAAUGCUUAA
Microsporum canis CBS 113480 is the source of this 684-nucleotide messenger RNA. RefSeq names its product translation initiation factor 4E. NCBI's taxonomy places the organism in Eukaryota, Fungi, Ascomycota, Eurotiomycetes, Onygenales, Arthrodermataceae. The record is from RefSeq and is a predicted model, not a curated record. Gene Ontology annotation, molecular function: RNA 7-methylguanosine cap binding; translation initiation factor activity. The coding region runs from base 1 to 684 and encodes 227 amino acids. Gene Ontology annotation, biological process: translational initiation. The transcript is spliced from 2 exons. Gene Ontology annotation, cellular component: eukaryotic translation initiation factor 4F complex.